UCCUCCUCUCAGGUCAAAUAGCAAAAAUCAAGAUGCAAAACAUUCAGACGAUAGAGAUGCAGUUACCUGUCCUGCGGGAGAGUUUCCACUCCUCUCCCUUCAGAGCGAGAGUGAAAGAACGGAGAAAAAGCAGCCUGACAAAUCUUAUCAGAAGACAACAGCAACAGUUAUUACGCCAGCAACAACAGUCAGAAUUACAUCAGAAGCAACAGCUGUCCCCAACCUCACAGCACCACACUGCACGUGCUCAGUUGGUCCGUUCCUCCAGCAGCCCAUUAUGCGACCUGCCGGAGCAAACGGAUAGCCAAGAGAAAGUGAAAGAGAUUGGGAGGCAGGGGGAGCUGUCUCUCAGACAGUCCUCAGCUACAGCGUCACAGCCCGCAUCAUCACAGCAGCUGCUCUCGGCGGUGAAGAGAGAGAGAGAGGGAUUAGGGAAGGAGGGGGAGAAAGUGCAAGGGAGUGCAGAGAGGGAUAGAGGAGAGAAGAGAGAGCAUCAGAGAGAACGAGGAAGUCACUCUGAGCAAACACGUUCCCAGCAUGGCCUGAUUGCUAGAGGUGUUCGCCUUCUGAGGAACAUGGGAAACCAGGAGGCCAAGCAAAAGAAGCCUACUGUCACAUCAAGAGUGGAAGGUGCUGGGAAUUGGUCGAGCAUUGAGGACCGAGACCAUGAGCAUCUCAAGAAGAUUAAGAAAAGUAAAUUAUCGGGUGACUCGGGCAAGAAGAAAUACAAAUCGGAAGGCUCCAAAGGUUCUGUAUUUUCCAGCAUUCGUAUUCGCAAGGGCCUAUCCCGGAAAGUGUCCAAAGAGGAUGUACUGGAUGGUGGGAUUAGGGUUAAAAGCGUGGAUGCCAAUGACAGCAGCAAUGGUGGAAUAUCAGGUGAUGAGCUUGAGGGUCUCACUCCAGACAGUAAGCAACUCAUAUCUGAAAGCAGACAGUCGAGCCUGGACAUGACUGAAGAUGAUGUUGAGAGAGAGACUGAGGGAUCAGGGUCGGAUACAGACGUCUACAGCUACCACUCAGCCACUGAGGCUCAAGAUCUGCUGUCAGAUAUUCAGAGGACCAUCAGACAACAACAGCAGAUGGAAGGAGUUACCGAGGGGCAAAACUGUAGUGCUGAGGUCAGUGAAGGACAAGUAGGGUCCGAAGGCCAAGCUGACAUCACUCAGGGUCUUACUAGUUGUAGUGUUGCUUGUAUGGGUGAACCAGAGAAGGUAGAAGGAGUAUCUGUUUCUGACAGCAAAGAACAAGAUCUUAAAUGCAGUAGGGAUACAGUAGAAGGAGUGACAUUAAAGGUAGAACCAAUUGACGAAGUGACUGAUAUUGCAAAUAAAGCUGGACACUUGACCAAUUUGGCCAAUGACUGUAGCAUCCAGGAUACUAUCACUGAGACAAGUAGUGUCCAAGAUAUCUUAGCUGUUACCAAAUCAACCAGUAACUACAGUAUUCAGGAUACUACAACAACAUCCACCUCCUAUGAGAGUGCCGAGGAGAUCUUGGAGAGUUCAUCUUUAUCAUCUCCGCUUGAAGAGUAUCAUUAUGGCAGCAAUAGCCUGACUCAAAGCCUAGAAGUUGGUCUCAAUUUAAGUAAUCAGAUCAGCUCAACGUCCAAAAUCAGCCGGGUCAUUUUCAUACCACAGAAGAGCAUUAGUAGUGUAGAGCUGAAUGUAGAGGGUGAUGGUGGUGUAGAGGAGGUAGAUCGAGGGUAUUCCAACCAACAAAGAAGGAAAAGCAGUGCUGCAUCUAUCACACAGUGGUCAUCUGAGAACUUUUUAGGCUCGGGGUCUCGACCACGUAGAACUUCCAGUGCAAACCUCGGGGUUAAACCUUAUCCCACGAUACACACCUCUUACGUUAAAACAACCACCAGACAGCUCACUUCACCAAUAAUAUCUCCAUUCACCACUCCUUCCCCAAGCCCUAUGUGUCCUCGCAAGGUCGUCUUAGAUUUAGGCUCAGGUCAAGGGUCAUACAGAGCAGGGAGCUGGAGAGCACGGAGACAGCGGUCCUGUAGCAUUGCCGGUCCGGUGGGUUGCCAUGACGAAUGGUGUGAAUCCAUACAUGUUGAAUCAGAGCUUAUUGAGAGUGGCUUCCAGGCCGUCAGAUCGAGGUACACACCCGCUACCUUUCCAGAUGUGUUUUCAGGCCGCUCUCUGUUGGAGAGGUGUUCCGGACAGUGGGGUCGUUCUGAAGAUGUCACACAAGAUGCUGCACAGGAUGCUGAGAGAUUCUGUUCCCGUAUUCUGGCUAUGGGGAUUCUACAGCCAUUCAGUGACUGCAUCAGGGAACUGCCAACAGGAAGUGAUGUCACAGAUAAUACCACUUUCAAUAAAGAGCAGUUGUAUACCUGGGCUUCAGUGGGACAGAAUGAGAUCAGAACACCUGGGCGGCUCCAAGCAAUGUGGCCUCCAUCCCCCACUUCUGCACAGGAUGGGUCCACGGGGCAAUCUGGGAUCGUUCCAGAAGGAACUUCCGUUUCCAUUCAGGAGCUAGAGCGAACAAUUGAAGAAUUACUUACGAAAAUAUCAGAUAUGGAAAAAGACAAUAAUGUAUUGGAUGGCACAAAUCUUGAAACAAGGGAUCGAGAAGUGUGUGAUGAUCAAACUGUCAAACAGUCUAAAGUAAAUGAACAAGGAGUUCCGCACCACGUGAAAGCCAUUCAGACCUCACCUGUCGAGGAAGCCUUUAAAUUUCCAGUGCCUUUUUCAGACCAAUCACAGCCUCCCAAAUUAAGUGACAGCACCACUACACCAAUGGGAUUCCCCUAUACCUGCAGCUGCCAAAGAAAACAGGAAAUCCUUCUCCUUGCACCACCACUACUUCCUGUUGUUUCAGGUGUACCAACACCUUCAGCACCAGAUGUAUCAAUACAUCCACCUCCUCCACCUCCUCCACCCCUCCCAGGUACUGUUCCACCUGCUCCUCCACCUCCACUUGUAGGUGUGGUUCCGCCCCCUCCUCCACUCCCAGGUAUGUCUCCUUCUCCUCCACCACGACUCCCAGGAAUGGCUCCGCCCCCUCCACCAGCUCCACUUCCAGGUAUUGUUCCCCCAUCUCCAAUUGUGGGCAUGGCUCCACCCCCUCCUCCACUCCCAGGCAUGGGUCCACCCUCUCCACCUCCUGGCUGUGGACCUCCACCGCCCCCUCCUCCACCUGGUUUUGGGCCCCCACCACCCUUUGGUCCCCCUCCACCCUUCAUGGGGUUGGUGCCUCCCAGCAUGGCUCAGGAGUCCAUUCCCCUGAAAGCUGUCAUCGAGCCUCCAAGACCCAUGAAACCACUCUACUGGACCCGGAUUCAGCUACAUGCCAAAAAGGAUACCAAAAGUGCUCUGGUAUGGGAGAAGGUUCAGGAGCCAUCCGUAGACUUUGACGAAUUUGUGGACAUGUUUGCCAAAAGUGCAGUUAAGGAAAAGAAGAAACCUAUCUCAGAUACCAUAUCUAAAUCAAAGGCCAAACAGGUUGUCAAGCUGCUGAGUAACAAACGUUCUCAGGCGGUGGGGAUUUUAAUGUCCAGUCUUCAUUUAGAUAUGAAAGAUAUCCAGAAUGCCAUCUUGAACAUGGACUGCACAGUGGUGGAUCUGGAGACGCUCCAGGCACUCUAUGAAAAUAGAGCUCAGAAAGAAGAGAUGAAUCAGAUUGAGAAACAUAUCAGGUCUUCAAAAGAUAAAGAAAAUGCAAAACCACUGGACAAGCCUGAACAGUUUCUGCUGCAGUUGUCAGAGGUUCCUCAGUUCUCAGAACGGGUCUUCUGUAUUCUCUUCCAGUCCAGCUUCACAGAGUGUGUUACAUCAGUUCAGCGAAAACUAGAAACACUUUUAAGAGUCUGUAUGGCUCUACAAUCAGGUCAAGCUGUCCUGCAGGUUCUAGGUUUGGUUCUAGCAUUCGGGAAUAUUAUGAAUGGGGGGAACCGAAGCAGAGGGCAGGCAGACGGAUUUACCCUUGACAUCCUGCCCAAGUUAAAAGAUGUCAAGAGCAGUGAUAAUUCUCAGAGCCUCCUGUCCUACAUAGUUGCUUACUAUCUGCGACACUUUGAUGAGGAUGCAGGUAAAGAAACAUGCGUGUACCCACUUCCAGAGCCUCAGGAUCUGUUUCAGGCAUCACAGAUGAAGUUUGAGGAUUUUCAACGUGACCUCCGCAAGCUACGGAAAGAUCUGAAUGCCUGUUCAGCAGAAACAGAAAAGGUGUGUAAUGUCUCGUCUGUGGAGCACCUGCAGCCCUUUAAGGACCAAAUGGAAGAAUUUCUCACUAGAGCUAAAGCAGAGCUGGAGCUCCAGGAAAAACAGCUCACUGACACGCAGAGGAUUUUUCUGGAGCUGAGCAUGUUUUUCUCGGUCAAGCCUAAGGCAGGAGAGAAAGAGGUUUCACCGAACACAUUCUUCACAGUGUGGCACGAGUUUUCGUCAGAUUUUAAGGAGCUGUGGAAGAGAGAGAAUAAAUACCUACUGAAGGAGCGGUUGAAAGCUGCAGAAGAGACUUUCAGACAAGCACGAGAGAAGGCUACCUACAACGUAAAACCUAAACAUGCAUCAGGAAUAAAAGCCAAGCUGGGACAGAAGAUGUGAACUUUUGCUGUACCGAAUCCCACAAAACUCAUUGUUUCCUCUGUUAUUGAAUUAUUUCUUCUUCCUCUUCUGCUUUUUUUUUUUUUUUACUGUACAGUUACUUCAGCAUAAUUAACCAUGAGACAAUUGAAAGGCUUUGCAUUAUUUUAGUACAUGAACAUGGUCAGAAUUUUGUCAUUUCUGUAGUUUCACAUAAAACAAUCAAAACUUAAGCUAUAAAAUGAAACAAAUGCUUACAAAAGCACUUGAUGAAUAUUUAGUAGAAUCAACAAUCAAACCCACACAGAAUAUGAUAGUGCUGAAAGAUCUGUUGUACCAUGUGUAUUUAAAUAUCGUAAAAUAUGUACUUCAUUCAUAUUUGUUGGAGAAAGCCACAAUAUUUGGAGACAAGAGCAGAUAAAUAGCAGAUUUCAUGUAGGUUGACCAAUGAAGAAAUCUGGCUUUGAAUAAUGUUUAUGCUGACCUUGUUGCCACUGACAUUUAAGAAAAUCGAUUCUUCGAUAACUGAAUUCAUAAAGAAAUGGCCAGAUAUGAUGUUAGACUCUGACCUGUGUACAGUCAUAAAGAGUGUGUCUUAGGAGAAGAAACUAACCUUUUCUUUAAAUGGAUACUGGAUAAUAUUCUGCGUCCAUUGUUUCCUCUACUUGUGUUCAUCUACUUCAACCUAUGAAAUUUACACAGCAGAAUGAUUUGUUGUGAAUUUCUCUGUUACAGCUGAACUGUGAGGUGUUUAAUGAACAGUUGUUGAAAACAUAUGCAAAUAUUAUGACUUAAUGUCAUUCUUUAUUUUGUGUGUACAGCUGUUGUCAGUAGUUCACUGUGUGCAAUAACCUUUAAGAUUUACCAAAAUGUAUUUUCAAUUAAAGCUGACAGCUUUGUA
This is a messenger RNA of Ctenopharyngodon idella (grass carp), 5439 nucleotides long. RefSeq names its product formin 2a (gene fmn2a). The transcript has 17 exons. Gene Ontology annotation, biological process: actin nucleation; actin filament network formation; intracellular transport. Bases 33 to 4559 code for a protein of 1508 amino acids. The record is from RefSeq and is a predicted model, not a curated record. NCBI's taxonomy places the organism in Eukaryota, Metazoa, Chordata, Actinopteri, Cypriniformes, Xenocyprididae. Gene Ontology annotation, cellular component: nucleus; endoplasmic reticulum membrane; cytoskeleton. Gene Ontology annotation, molecular function: microtubule binding; actin filament binding.